Molecule: messenger RNA, 2059 nt
Organism: Nezara viridula (southern green stink bug)
Lineage: Eukaryota; Metazoa; Arthropoda; Insecta; Hemiptera; Pentatomidae
Source: the annotation of a GenBank genome assembly
GAUCAUUUCCUCGGUUGCUAUGAAGGUGCUAGCUGUCUUGAUAUUCUUCUGCUUCUCUUCGACGUUCUCUGAAGACACCCUUCGACUUGUUCAUCUGGUAUUCAGACAUGGUCAAAGAACUCCAGCUGAUACAUACCCAAAAGAUCCUUAUAUAAAGGAGAAGUUUAGCCCAUAUGGGUGGGGAGCACUAACAAAUGAAGGAAAAACUCAACAGUAUGAACUUGGAAAAUGGUUGAGGUCAAGAUAUGACUGUUUUCUUGGAAAGGAAUAUAAAGGUGAAUCAUUAGAAGCAUGGACAACUGAUGUGGAUCGUACAAAAAUGUCAGCAGCCCUGGUUUUAGCCGGUAUGUUCCCACCAAGAGAUGAACAAAUUUGGAAUAAAGAUCUUCUUUGGCAGCCAAUACCUACUUCUCACCAGAAAUUGGCUGAAGACAAGCUAUUAUUAGUCCGGGGAUGUCCACGCUAUUCAGAAGCUGUAGCGGAAGUGAAGGCUAACCAACUAGCUGAAACAAUAGCAAAACAAAAGGAUCUUUAUGAUUAUCUUUUUGAACAUUCUGGAAAAACCGUGACUGAUCCUGAUGGAGUAAUGGACAUCUACAGCACCCUAAAAGCAGAGGAAGAGUUUGGAUUAAAGUUGCCAACCUGGACAAAUGAAGUUUAUCCAAAUGAAAUGGCAAAUGUGACAGCUUUUAGUUUUAUCCUCAACUCUUACACCGAUGAAUUAAAGAGGUUAAAAGGAGGACCACUAUUGAAGAAAAUUUUGAAUGAUUCUAAGAAUAAAAUAAAUGAUAAUUUACAUGAGAGGAAGCUCUACUUAUAUGCAGGCCAUGAUUCAACUGUUGCCAAUGUUUUACAAGCUUUAAAAGUUUGGGAUCCCCAAAUUCCAAAAUAUAACAUAUUGGCAUUAAUCGAAUUACAUAAAAUACACGAUGAUUACAAAUUGAAGAUUUUCUUAAAAAAUUCAACUCAUGAACCUUACUUACUUACAAUACCAGGAUGUGAAGAAGUAUGCCCAAUGGAUAAGGUUCUAAGUUUAACAGCAGCUGUGAUUCCAGACAACAUAGAUGAAGAAUGCAAUGCUAAGAAAAUAGAUUACAAGCCACCACAAGAUGGUGGCCCUUAGCCAUAAUUAUUUUUGUUAAUUUGUGAUAUUUUAACUUAUGAUAUGGAAGGAUAUUAUGCAGUUAGUACUUAUUGAUUAAAAAAAAAUUAGUAUUACUUUGGUAUGAACUGACAAGUUCAGCUUUUAAAAAUUGAAAUAUUUUUUAUAUUAUCUGUUUUAUUUUAUUUUCUGUUGUUCAAAAGUUAUUCUUUUAUGUCUAAUGUUGUUGUAUUUUCUAACCAUAUACAAUAAGGAAAUCAAUUAAAAAGAUCCCAAGGGUUGAACCUAUGAUAUGGACGGAAUGAAAAAUAAGCAAAAUGAAUAAUAUAUAACAAAACUUCUGUUAAAAGUAUAAAUUAUAUGACAUGUACCUCUACAAAAUGUCAGAUUAUAAUUGACAAAAUUUAUAGAUUAUAAUGAAUAAUAAUUCAAAUUUUAACUGUAUAAAUAAAAAGAAACUUGUAUCAUUAAUAUUAUAUCUAACUAUUGAUAUUCUAUUAUUAAGAUAAAAUUUAUAUGCUCCACGAUAUCUAUAUUUAAUGACAAUUUCUUGCAUGGAAAAGACCUAGUAAAAGCAACAGUAUUAAUAAGAUACUUUAUUGACUCAUCUUCAUCUAGUAGAAGGAUGCUGAAAAAGUCGAUAUUUAAAAUAAACUAGGUGAAUAUUCUGUUCUAGAAAUUAGGGCUUUGGAGAUGGCAGAAUGUUAACUUACAAUAAUAUUUAAAUAAAGGAGAUUAUUAACAGCUUUAAUAAGUAAUGAUGAUUGUUAUCAUUCAAUAGUAUAAAAACAAGUGUAAGACCCUAUUAACGGAUUAUGUAUGCACAUGAAAAUUAAAUCUUAUAACUAAACUUUUUUUAAGUGUGGUAUUUAAAUUAAUGUAAUUCAUCUAAACAAGAAACUGUAUAUUACACAUCAGAAAAGAUACUAUUUUGUAGAAAACCAAUUUUAGUAAAAU